Populus nigra (black poplar) is the source of this 852-nucleotide messenger RNA. RefSeq lists its product as uncharacterized. The record is from RefSeq and is a predicted model, not a curated record. The transcript has a single exon. NCBI's taxonomy places the organism in Eukaryota, Viridiplantae, Streptophyta, Magnoliopsida, Malpighiales, Salicaceae. Bases 1 to 852 code for a protein of 283 amino acids.
AUGAAGGCCUCUCUGGAUCGACAGUUGAAGGAAAGAGAUGAGCAGAUUGUUAAGUUAAAGAAGAACCAGCAUGAAGCAAAUCAGCAACUGAAUGAAGGGAAGGCCAAGAAUGACGAGUUGGUAAAAAAACACGUAAUAGUGGAGCAAGAAUUGACAAGUCUAAAAAAGGCCUCGGAAAGUAAAAAGACUGCCAGCAAAGAAACAAUAGCUUCCUUGAAGAAAGAAAGGGACCAGUAUAAAUCAAAAUGGGAGGCUGAAAAAGAGAAGAGCAAAUUGGCUGAUCUCGCCCUCAAAGAAGAAAAAAGGUUAAGGGCUCGAUAUCAGUUGCAAGCUGAAGAUGAGGGAGCGGCAAGAAGGGUAGCUGAGUCAGAGAUGAAGGGAUACCUGGACAAGAUAAAUGGUAUGAGAAACCGGAUGUCUGCAAUGAAAGCCGAGCUUGAGUCCCGAGAGGAAGAAGCAAAUGAAAUGCAAGAACAGUUUGAAGAAUGGCAAGGCCAUAUCAACAGUUUCGAUGCACAACUAAACACUAAGGUAGCCGAGCUGGAUAUAGAAAAGGAAGAAAUGCAAAGGGCCAGAAAUCAGAUUCAACAGUUGGAAAAGAUGGUUCGAAUUUUGGAGACAAACAAUGAAACAUUAGCCGCCAGCAAUGGAACAUUGCUUCAAGAUAACACCGUGUUCCAUUACAAGAUUGAACAAACUGAUAGAUUAAUCGACAUGGUGGCUAGAAAGGCAAAUGAGCUACGAGCAAAGGCUGCCAGGAUUGCCAACAACCGCCAUAGAUACGAGGAAUAUUUGAAUGAAGUUUCCUCUUUCAUCAGGAUUGUGGCCAAUAGAGGGGUAUCAUUUGAAUGA